AUGCAUCACACAGCUGUAUCAUGCUGGCAGCCAUUCCUGGGUCUGGCUGUGCUGCUAGUCUUCAUGGGCCCCACCACAGGUUGCCCGGCCCGCUGUGAAUGCUCGGCACAGAACAAGUCUGUCAGCUGUCACCGAAGGCGUCUGAUGUCCAUCCCAGAAGGCAUUCCCAUUGAGACCAAAAUCUUGGACCUCAGCAAGAACCGACUGAAGAGUGUCAACCCUGAGGAAUUCAUGUCAUACCCUUUGCUGGAGGAGAUCGACCUCAGUGACAAUAUAGUUGCUAAUGUGGAGCCUGGAGCCUUUAACAAUCUCUUCAACUUGCGCUCCCUGAGGCUGAAAGGAAACCGACUGAAGCUGGUCCCCCUUGGGGUGUUCACUGGGUUGUCAAACUUAACAAAGCUCGAUAUAAGUGAAAACAAGAUUGUCAUUUUGCUGGACUACAUGUUCCAAGAUCUGCAUAACCUGAAAUCCCUGGAGGUUGGGGACAAUGAUUUGGUUUAUAUAUCACACAGGGCCUUUAGCGGACUGCUUAGCCUGGAGCAGCUCACCCUGGAGAGAUGCAACCUCACAGCUGUACCAACAGAAGCUCUUUCUCACCUUCACAACCUCAUCAGUCUGCAUCUGAAACAGCUCAACAUUAACGCUUUGCCUGCUUAUGCCUUUAAAAGACUGUUUCGCCUGAAGGACCUAGAGAUAGAUGCCUGGCCCCUCCUGGACAUGCUACCUGCCAACAGCCUGUAUGGUCUCAACCUUACUUCUCUUUCCAUCACCAACACCAACCUGUCUGCAGUACCUUACUCUGCUUUUAAGCACCUGGUUUACCUGACACAUCUGAACCUCUCCUACAACCCUAUCAGCACCAUUGAAGCCGGCAUGCUCUCGGAUUUAGUGCGCCUGCAGGAGUUCCACAUGGUAGGGGCCCAGCUACGGAGCAUUGAAUCACAUGCUUUCCAAGGGCUCCGAUUCUUACGCGUGCUUAAUGUGUCCCAAAACCUACUAGAAACCCUGGAAGAGAAUGUAUUCCAUUCCUCCAAAAGCCUUGAGGUCCUCUGCAUUAACAACAAUCCUCUGGCCUGUGACUGCCGUCUCCUUUGGAUUUUACAGAGGCAGCCCACUCUGCAGUUUGGGGGCCAGCCGCCCAUGUGUGCUGGCCCAGACAGCGUCAAAGAGAGGUCAUUCAAAGACUUCCACAGCACUGCUCUUUCCUUUUACUUCACCUGUAAGAAGCCCAGAAUACAAGACAAGAAGUUGCAGUACCUGGUAGUGGAGGAAGGGCAGACGGUGCAGUUGAUGUGCAACGCUGACGGGGAUCCGCAGCCCACCAUAUCCUGGGUCACCCCACGCCGGAGGCUGAUCACGACUAAAUCAAAUGGAAGAGCCACUGUGCUGGGAGACGGCACCCUGGAGAUUCGAUUCGCUCAAGACCAGGACACUGGGAUCUAUGUUUGCAUUGCAAGUAACGCCGCUGGCAACGACACCUACUCGGCCUCCCUUACAGUGAAGGGGUUUACUUCAGACCGUUUCCUUUACGCCAACAGGACCCCUAUGUAUAUGACAGACUCCAACGACACAAGUUCCAAUGGAACUAAUGCGAACACCUUCUCUCUGGACCUUAAGACAAUAUUGGUGUCCACAGCUAUGGGCUGUUUCACAUUCCUUGGAGUGGUUUUAUUUUGUUUCCUCCUCCUUUUUGUGUGGAGCCGAGGGAAAGGCAAACACAAAACCAGCAUUGACCUUGAAUAUGUCCCUCGCAAAAACAAUGGUGCUGUGGUUGAAGGGGAGGUUGCUGGACCACGGAGGUUCAAUAUGAAAAUGAUUUGAUGGUAUUCUGCUAGCAGUGCUUUUUCUGUGGCAUUAAAACCAAUUAAACCAGCCUGGCAUGUGGAAUUGCUAGGCAGAAGCAGCUUAAUGCAGCUGUCACUGUAUCAAAAGGUUACAUGAAAAUGGAAAGACUACUUGUGGUUAUACAGCAGAGCCUCCAGACCUUGAGGCAGAUAUGUCAGGGCCUUUCAUAGAACUGGUAAAUUGUAUUAACUGUUUGCAUUGCAAAUAUUGGCAUUCUGGGGAUAUCAGCAAUGAACCGCUGGCUCAUGCUCAUGGACAAUUGUUCAACAUUUUCUACCACUACAAAAAGGAAAAGAUAAAAAAAAAAGCCUACAGUGUAGGAUUUACAUACUUAAAGAAAAAGACACAUUUGUCUAAAACAUGUUCUACAGUGAAAUUUGUAUCUAUAGAUCUCAUUUGGUAAAACCUUGCAUCAUCCCUUCUGGUUGGUUCAACAACACAAAAAAUUAGUAGUUUUUUUU
Molecule: messenger RNA, 2306 nt
Organism: Eurypyga helias (sunbittern)
Lineage: Eukaryota; Metazoa; Chordata; Aves; Eurypygiformes; Eurypygidae
Gene: LINGO2
Product: leucine rich repeat and Ig domain containing 2
Exons: 1
Coding region: 1-1821 (606 amino acids)
Cellular component (GO): extracellular region
Molecular function (GO): protein binding
Source: RefSeq, a predicted model, not a curated record